Coregonus clupeaformis (lake whitefish) is the source of this 2614-nucleotide messenger RNA. RefSeq lists its product as uncharacterized. The record is from RefSeq and is a predicted model, not a curated record. Bases 163 to 1530 code for a protein of 455 amino acids. NCBI's taxonomy places the organism in Eukaryota, Metazoa, Chordata, Actinopteri, Salmoniformes, Salmonidae. The transcript is spliced from 2 exons.
AGGAAAAGAGGGAGAAAAAAGGUUGCGAAGGCAAAAGCAAAGGUGUACAGAGAUCUUAAUGACAUUAAACAAAAGCUUGAGGAUGCCCUCAGAAAAGUUGAAAAAUACAAAAAAAGAAGUAAUCGACUGAAGAAGAACCUGGGGAUCCUAGAGUCACCUAAAAUGAAAACAAAGCAACAGAUGCAGCAAGAAAGCAAGCAAUUAAAGAAGACACUCCUAUUCCAUAACACCAUUAUGUCAGAAAUAAGAAAAAAGUAUCAGAAUGUUGACAAUCGUAAAGCUCGGCAACUGAUCUCCAAACUUGUGGCUGGCAAGAUCUUAAAAAAAUACCACCUGGUCACCAUGGCCAAGAAGGAGUUUGGAUUCUCUACAAAACUAAUCAGGACAAACAUGACAAGGGCCGACAAACUCAAAUACAACAACAUAAAACACCAAUAUCUGUCUUUGAGAGCACUAAAAGAAAAGAUUGACGAAGACAGUAUUGUUCUACAAAUUGACUUCGCAGAAAAUUACAUGUGCAAAUUUUCCAAUGACAUCCAAGCGGUCCAUUUUGGCGAUUCCCACCAGCAGGUAAGCCUCCAUACUGGUGUGGCUCACACGAAGAAUGGUGUUGUGUCUGUUUGCACCAUUAGUUCCUCAAUGCGCCAUGACCCAUCUGCAAUCUGGGCUCACCUCAAAAAAGUGCUUCCCUACCUCAAACAACAAAACACAGCUGCAACCACCCUGCAUGUCAUAAGUGAUGGCCCAACCACUCAGUAUAGGUCAAAAAAUAACUUUUUUUUCCUGAGCAAAGUACCAUAUGAGCUAGGAUUCAAAAAGGUGACCUGGAAUUUUCUGGAGGCCGGACAUGGGAAGGGCCCAGCUGAUGGAAUUGGUGCGGCUGUUAAGCGCCAAGCAGACUCGCUUGUGGCCAAGGGCAUUGACCUUCCAACUGGAAAAGUAUUGUAUGAACAACUGCUUAACCAGCAAUCAACUGUCAAGUUAAUGUACAUCACUGAGGGGGAAAUUGAAGAGAUGGAUAGUCUCCUUCCUGAUGACCUGCUGACCAUCAAAGGAACCAUGCAGAUACAUCAGAUUGUCUCUACAAGACCGGAGGAGAUUUCUUGGCGAGUUCUCAGCUGCUUUUGUGCAGAUCCCCAUCCUUGCCAGUGUUUUGGUCUCAAAAAAGUCAACAUACUGGGAGCACAGAACAUGGAGACUGCAUUGGGAUCACCAAGUUCAAGCACACUUACCAGCACAUCUCAACCCAUCAUAGACCUGCAUGAGGGACUGAUUGGAAGUUGGUGUGUGGUACGGUAUGAUGGGGAUCCUUACCCUGGCAUUAUACAGGAUGUGGACCCUGAGGGUUGUGCUCUGGUGAGAACCAUGAGUCAUAUUGGCAAAAAACAAGUUAUUCUGGCCUAUGAGAGACGAUGUUAUUUGGUACCGGCCAGAAGAUGUGAUCAGGCUGGUCCCAGAGCCUCAACCAGUAACAAAGAGGCAUGUGAUGGUGGAGCCAACAGUUUGGAAAGAAAUAUGCUCUGUUCUUGACCAUGAAACAUAACUGAACCUCUGGCCCAUAUGAAAGUUUGACAGAUACAGUAUUUAGCAAAUACAAUGUCUAUUUAGUCAGAUUCAACUUGUUAUUCCACAUGAUUACGUUUGACAGUACAUGGAUUUACGAUAUAACACACAUGACAGUAAUGUUUAAGUACAGAGUGUUUGCUCUGGUUCAGCAUAGGCAUAUAAGUUUUCAAUUUCAAAAUAUAUUGCCUAUUUUAUCUGUUAUUCAACUGGUUAUUUUAAGGUUAUGUUAAGGUAAUGAUGACAUAAAGGGUUUGCUCUAGUUUGUACUAGUUUGCUCUAGUUCAGCAUGUAGAAAACAGUGAAGAAAUGAUUUGCUGAUUUUUAACACAAAUUCAUGUUUUUUCAUUUUUUGGAUUGUUUUUAAUUUAAAAAUAUUGGUGAUAUGUUUUGUUCACAAAUGCUGUUGCUUAUUGAUUUGCUCUGGUUCACCACAUAGAGCAGUAGAAAAUUUGUUUUUAAUUGGAAGUUGCCUAUCUGUCAUUUCCGCCACACACUGUCUCUUCCGCCACGCCAAGUCAUUUCCACCACAACACAUAUUUUAAAGUAAAACAUAUAAAAAACAUACAAUCAAACCAACUAUAUUCAGUGGUGUUGAUAAUUGUGCAGUUAGGGCUAAGAUUUGUGUAUACACUUUGAGAAAUAUAUGAUUUUGAGCUAUGAUAAGAAAAUGAAAUGUUCCAUUGACCUAGUUUUAGGUGUUUUUUAGUGUAAACAUUGUAAAAUCUUUACAGUUACAUUUCUGAAAAAAAUUAUAAAUUACAAAUUUGAACAGAUAUGUGUGUGCUAUUUAAUCAAAUAUAUUUAUAACAGAAGAUAUUUCAUUAUUUUCUCUUAAAAAUACAUGUUUUGUUAUGUGAUGGAAAUGACCGUUUUCUUGGACUGUCAGAUAAAAAUGGCAAAAAAUAUAUAUUAGUAAAUACAAAUCAUCACAGCCAACUUCAGGGAAGGUUUCCAGACAGAUUGAGAAACCAACUGAUACUAAAAAAUUGUUUGUAGAAAUGUUUUUAUUUUCUGAAACUGUCUAGCUCAAAGAGUACCAUAGUUGAAG